Messenger RNA from Camelina sativa (false flax), 546 nucleotides. RefSeq names its product putative EG45-like domain containing protein 1. The record is from RefSeq and is a predicted model, not a curated record. Gene Ontology annotation, biological process: systemic acquired resistance. NCBI's taxonomy places the organism in Eukaryota, Viridiplantae, Streptophyta, Magnoliopsida, Brassicales, Brassicaceae. Gene Ontology annotation, cellular component: cell wall; apoplast.
CAGACAAAGAGAAAAUAAAUAAACAAAUAAAAACACGUACGUAGCAUCAUGGGUAAAAAUAUUCUUGUUUUUUCUACCGUUCUUGUUUUUCUCUUCUUUACAUCAUAUGCAACUCCUGGAAUUGGAACUUUCUACACGACUUACACUCCAUCGGCAUGUUACGGAGGUAAGCAAGAAGGAGUGUUCAUAGCUGCAGCGAGUGAUCAAUUAUGGAACAAUGGUCAAGUUUGUGGCAAAAUGUUCAGAGUGAAAUGCACCGGAGCUCGUAACGCCGUGCCUCACCCUUGCACCGGAAAAUCCGUAAUUGUCAGAAUCGUCGACCAUUGUCCCAGUGGCUGUGCUUCUACGAUCGAUCUUUCCCGAGAAGCUUUUGCUCAGAUCGCUAAUCCUGUCGCUGGGAUUAUUAACAUUGAUUAUACUCCGGUCUAAACGUCGAUGAAGUUCUCAAGGAAAAUAAAGCUCAAGUCUAGAAAGUCCUAAUAGAAAAUGUCUAGCUAGCAUCACGAUUCACGAGUUUGUAAUAGCGUUUCAAUAUAUGAUUAAAAA